CUGUCGUCUCUCACAUCAACGUUUUUUGUUUAAGGGGAGCAGCGCAGCGAAGGGAGCAAUUAAUCGCCGGCAUGGACACGUGUGAGGUGAAAGACCCACAGAGCGGUCGCUCAAGAUACGUGGAAUGUCGAUGGGGUUGUUGCUAUGAAGAUCAAGAAGACCCAUGCUGUGAUUCUAUAUACGAGCGUGCCCCUUUCGUCAUCGGUGUGUUGGUGGGCGUGUUUGUGCUCAUCAUCAGCAUCGUCUCCGUGGUCAUCAUCUGCCGGAGUCGUCUCCGAGACGGGGAGGAACGGGAGAGUCUGAUCUCUAGAGAGUCUAGAACAGGAGGUCUCGGCGAACUGCCGCCCUCUUACGAUUCAUACCAAAAUUCAUACUCCAGUCCACCCAUCGACUGUCGAACGCCCCCUCCUGCGUACAGCGGCCACAACUCUGUGGAAGAAGAUACUGGUCUACCCAGUUAUACAGAGGCUACGGAAGAUCUACCUCCCUACAAGGCUCGCUCCUGAUAGAAAUCGAGGCCCCUGAAACAACAAACACUGAGUCUAGCUUGACGUACACUCGUUUUGGUUUGAAAUACAGAGUCUUGGUUCGUGGACUUGGUCGAAGAAUAUUUUCAUCUGUGCGGGAAAAGCUGUAUGCUUUGAUUGGGUUCAGUCCAUAGACUUGUAUUAUGAUAUCCAAGACUAGAUCUAUGCACUCUGGCGUACUUCCGGUUCACCAUGAAGCACUCUAUUUGACUCUAUUUUGGAACCGAAAUGAAGGGCAAAGAGGGAACGGUUGCUCACUGACUCGAUAAUAGUGAAACUUUUGUAUUUUGCCCUUCGUUUGCGCACCCACAACGAAGUGUCACUGAGAGCAAAGAACGGCGGACGUGACAGUGCUCGGUCUAAUAUCAUAACUCAAGUCUAUUGUUCAGCCAUACUAAACGCGGCUUUCUGGGAGAUAUCGGGUGGAGAGAUAAUAAUAUUAUAGAGCACAGUCAUCGAAUUACAACUGUUUUUACGCAUGAAUUUUGUACUUGCACACAAACGUCACGACAGACUUGUCACGUCCUGGGCAGUGUGUCUGAUCUCGUUUCCCUUCAAUGUCUAUAUCAUUGUUAUAUAUCGCAACGGUGAAAGGAGUAGAGAUAAUAAUUUCUGAUACAGUGCGCUACCAUAACGUGUCCUACUGGAGACAGGUGUCCGUCUUCUUCUGAACCGAUAUGCUCAAGUUGCCAGAUUUAUUAACUCCUUUCGGGUGAAGGACAUGCAGUGUGUCGAGACUGUCAAAAUUACUGAUGUGUCGUCCAGACUCCUUCUUAACAACAGUGCGUCAACAUGACUUCCAAAUGACUGAUGUUUGGACUGACGUUUUACUUCAUCGGCAGAGGCAAAAAACAACCCCAAAAAAACCCCCAGCACUAUAGCAACAAUAACAACAACAAUAAUUCAACAACAACAACAACA
Molecule: messenger RNA, 1448 nt
Organism: Aplysia californica (California sea hare)
Lineage: Eukaryota; Metazoa; Mollusca; Gastropoda; Aplysiida; Aplysiidae
Source: RefSeq, a predicted model, not a curated record